Messenger RNA from Fomitopsis serialis, 1604 nucleotides. RefSeq lists its product as uncharacterized. NCBI's taxonomy places the organism in Eukaryota, Fungi, Basidiomycota, Agaricomycetes, Polyporales, Fomitopsidaceae. The record is from RefSeq and is a predicted model, not a curated record. Bases 209 to 1297 code for a protein of 362 amino acids. The transcript has 12 exons.
AGAGGACGAAGAAGAGGAAGAGGAAGAGGAAGAGGAAGAGGAAGUUGAGCCACCACCACCGCCACCGAAGAAGAGGAAGAGACUACGACGCCGAGAUGAUGCCGAGCAAGAGCCGGAGGGAGACGUACAACCACUGCCGCCGCCACCACCAGAAGUUGAAGAAGUACAAGACAAUGAAGCCGAGGCUGAAGAUCUGGACGCCGACGCGAUGGAUGCCGAGGAGUUUAGGCAAUUCGUGCUCGAGGUUGGCUUGAGCAUGGGAACCGCGCGCACGCCUCUCAUUAAGCCCUUCUGGGAUGCUGCGCGCUUUAUUCCACGUGGGAUGGGGCCUCUGGAGAACGCAAAGCACACAAUCCGCCUCGGUAUGCAUCUCCGAAACAACCCUACACUCAAUCUCGACGACGACGGACCACCAAUCAAGGACGAAAUGCUCGAAGGAUUCGAGAAGGAGGACCUACGAUACACGUUACACAUGUUCAAUAAGCUGCUUCACUACUGUCCCGUGCUCAAGAAAGUCCUGCCGAACAUCAAGAAUAAAGCUGACUUUGACACUAUCGCGCACUUUAUAGACAAGGCUCAGCGACAGGCUCGCACAGACGACAUCUCACGCCUCAAAGACAGGGUCUUGAAUGCCCUCGCGAAGCCUCAGCGUGGGUGGCACUGUCAUGCCGCAGCACGAAUGCUGUGUCCGCGGAAUCAACGCGAUGAGUUCGACGAAGAUCGCGAAAAGUUUUGCCAGUCCGUUCGGGCCAUAAAUGGGCGACACAUCGACCAUGAAGACUGGCCAUCACUCUUGUAUUGUGAAACCGAGUACAAUCCAGAAGCCCUUGAUUGGGGUCUGCUCAAGUCGCCAUUCCUAUUGAAGUGCUGGAAGACCACGUUCCUAGGGCCGAGUAGUGUGACGACAACAGUGCCAGGACAAGUGAAGAAGGGCGGUCGGCAGACAGUCGCGAAGAUGUAUGGAGUCACGAAGGUCGAUGAAUACAGCAUCCUGUAUGUUGCUCUCAUUGCGCGUUUUCUAUUGUCUUCGGUCCUCGAGUGGCACGCCGAUGACGGUCCUUUCUCCGGGAUGGGAUUCUUCAAAAAUGCACUAUCACUCUUUGAAGACGACGAGUGGCGCAAUGAUACGCUCGCAUGGUGGAACGCCCAAGUAUUUGGCACCAAGAUGCCUGGCGGCGGCACUACCAAUACCAUCGUUCGCACGGGGCCUUCGUCUGUGGCUCAGCUCAAGCAACAGCGGGCUGCGCGUCGUCUUCAAGCACGCCAGCGUCGUGGCUCUGCGGCUGGCGAGAACUAAACUACGCAACCUCAGCCGACUUGGCCCUCAACGUUCAACUCCAGCGCGGUCUUAAAUGCAGUACACAUCCAUUUCCCUUUGAUUCCUCGUGCCAGUUUUUUCCUUUCGAUCUCGCUCGUCUGCUCUCGCUCCUCCGCUCUCACUCGGGUUGCCAGCUCGCCGUCACGGUCAUUGAAGGCCAAGUGCCAGUCACGUUUUCUACGACUAAACCCAUCAUGCAGAUUUCCCCUUCCCUUUCGUUCCUACUGUUGCUUGGACGGUCGUUCACGAGCUCGUCUCGGGUCCUUUUGUGACUAUUAUUCCGAUG